Drosophila yakuba is the source of this 1709-nucleotide messenger RNA. RefSeq names its product aurora kinase C (gene aurA). The transcript has 3 exons. NCBI's taxonomy places the organism in Eukaryota, Metazoa, Arthropoda, Insecta, Diptera, Drosophilidae. Gene Ontology annotation, molecular function: protein kinase activity; ATP binding. The record is from RefSeq and is a predicted model, not a curated record. Gene Ontology annotation, cellular component: chromosome passenger complex; spindle microtubule; spindle midzone. Gene Ontology annotation, biological process: mitotic spindle organization; protein phosphorylation; regulation of cytokinesis. Bases 172 to 1425 code for a protein of 417 amino acids.
CACUCUUGCCAUUCUCCACAUCACGCACACGCCCGCUUCACAAUUCAAACGAACGGCAUUUUAUUUUCUCAGGAUCUCGGGAGUCGUGAAUGUUUUACCCAAUAUCAACGUUCAGUGCUAUCUGACCAAAAUUUCAAUCUGUUCUGUUAGUUGUCAAGUGCCUGUGUCGCCAUGUCCCAUCCGUCCGACCAUGUGCUGCGCCCCAAGGAAAAUGCUCCAGUCAGGAUGCCGGAAAAAUCAACUGCCGUGCUCAAUACGCAGAAGAACUUGCUAUUGGGAAAGAAGCCCAACAGCGAGAACGUGGCGCCAACCAGCAAACCCCUGCCAGGAUCUACUGGCGCUGUGAUCAGGAGUGCGGCGACCACCGUGCGUCCGGCGACCACCGUGCGUCCGGCGACCACCGUGCGUCCGGCGACAAAGCCAGGCCUAGGUGGGUCAUCCAUACCUCCAUCCGAAGGAACCAACUUCGUUGCUCCAGCUCCAGUAGCACCGAUCAAGAAGCCCGAAUCCAUUUCCAAGCAGAAGACCGCUGCCGAGAGCUCAGAAUCCGCAAAGGGAUCUGGUGCGGCCAGCAGCAGCACAGACAAAGAGAAACCCAAGACUGAAACCCAGCCACAGAAGCCCAAGAAGACCUGGGAGCUCAACAACUUCGAUAUUGGUCGCCUGCUGGGGCGCGGCAAGUUUGGCAACGUUUAUUUGGCGCGCGAAAAGGAAUCACAGUUCGUGGUGGCCCUAAAAGUGCUGUUCAAGCGUCAGAUUGGCGAGUCCAAUGUGGAGCACCAGGUGCGCCGGGAGAUCGAGAUACAAUCGCACCUGCGUCAUCCGCAUAUCCUGCGUCUGUACGCCUACUUUCACGACGACGUGCGCAUAUAUCUGAUCUUGGAGUAUGCCCCACAAGGAACGCUGUUCAAUGCCUUGCAGGCACAGCCCAUGAAGCGUUUUGAUGAGCGUCAGUCGGCCACCUAUAUUCAGGCGUUGUGCUCGGCGCUGCUCUAUCUGCAUGAGCGGGACAUCAUCCACAGGGAUAUCAAGCCGGAGAACUUGCUGCUCGGGCACAAGGGCGUCCUGAAGAUUGCAGACUUUGGCUGGUCCGUGCACGAGCCGAACUCCAUGCGCAUGACACUGUGCGGCACCGUCGACUAUUUGCCACCUGAAAUGGUUCAGGGCAAGCCGCACACGAAAAACGUAGAUUUGUGGAGCCUCGGUGUGCUCUGCUUUGAGUUGUUGGUGGGCCAUGCUCCCUUCUACUCGAAGAACUACGACGAGACCUACAAGAAGAUUCUCAAGGUGGACUACAAACUGCCGGAGCACAUUUCCAAGGCAGCUUCACAUCUCAUUUCCAAGCUGCUGGUCCUUAAUCCGCAGCACCGCCUACCGCUGGAUCAGGUGAUGGUGCACCCAUGGAUCCUGGCGCACACGCAGUGAACCCCAUGCUUGUUUCAUUUUGAGUUAAUUCCUUUUAAUUACAUUUUUAAUUAGGGCGCGCCGCGUAAUUUAAUUAUGGCAUCAUAAAUUUUCAUUUAUAGAGAUUCGAGAAAUUAACAUUUAGCAAUUAAGUUUAUUAUUAUCAUUACCAAUAAAGUUUGUGUGUGUGUUUUCGAAUGCUAGUGUACAUUCCUAUCUUAUGUGGCUACCUAAUCUCUAGUGAAAUGAGUUGACGCAGUUGCAAAUGCAGAAGUGAAACGUGGAGGCGGCGACAAAAAAACAGG